Messenger RNA from Grosmannia clavigera kw1407, 1572 nucleotides. RefSeq names its product aldehyde dehydrogenase family. Bases 1 to 1572 code for a protein of 523 amino acids. The transcript has 3 exons. Gene Ontology annotation, molecular function: aldehyde dehydrogenase (NAD+) activity. Lineage: Eukaryota; Fungi; Ascomycota; Sordariomycetes; Ophiostomatales; Ophiostomataceae. The record is from RefSeq and is a predicted model, not a curated record.
AUGAGCGAAGCAUACAAGCUCUGGAUCAACGGGGAGGAGCGAGAGGGGAGGGGGGAGCUGAUUGAUGUGGAAGACCCGUCGACGGGAGAGAUUUUUGCGCAGAGCCACACGGCCUCGACCGAGGACGUGGACGAGGCAGUGCAGGCGUGCCAGGCAGCGUACGAGUCAGGGGUGUGGUCACGGGCGCCACGACAGCAGCGUGCAGACGUGCUGGAGCGGUGUGCAACCGAGCUGACGGGCGCGCUGGCGCCGCUGAUCGCGCUGGAGGUGCAGCAGACGGGACGGGCAAUGGCAGAGAUGCAGGCGCAGGUGCCGUCGCUGGUGCGAUGGUUCCGCUACUACGCGGCACUGCUGCGGACAGAGGAGCAGCCAGUGUUGCCGACGAGCGGCAAGCUGCACAACUUUGUGACGCGGGCGCCUCUGGGUGUCGUCGUGCAGAUCACCUCGUUCAACCACCCGCUGCUGAUCGCGGUCAAGAAGUUGGCUCCUGCUCUGGCGGCCGGCAACAGCGUCAUCGUCAAGCCGAGCGAGCUGACCCCGCUGACGACGUUGUUGCUGGGCCGCCUGCUGCAGCGUGCCGGCCUGCCCGACGGCGUGCUGGCCGUGCUGCCGGGUCUGGGCGUCACCACCGGCGCCUCUCUCGCGGCUCAUCCGCUCGUCCGCAAGGUCGACGUUACCGGUGGCACCACGGCUGGUCGCGCCAUCGGUCGUCUCGUCGGCCAGAACCUCGCUCGCUACACGGCCGAGCUCGGUGGCAAGGCUCCCCUGCUCGUCUUUGCCGACGCCGACGUCCACGCUGCCGUCAACGGCAUCGCUUUUGCCAGCUUUGUCGCCAGCGGCCAGACCUGCGUCGCCAGUACCCGCAUCCUCGUCGCCAAUAGCAUCCUCGACAGCCUGCUCGUCCGCCUCGCCGCCAAGGUCGCCUCCAUCACUCGCCGCAUCGGCCGGCCCGCCAAUCCGGCUUCGGCCAUGGGCCCUCUCAUCUCUGCUCGCCAGCUCGCUCGCGUCGAGUCUCUCGUCGACGAUGCGCUCGCCAGCGGCCUCGCCGUCCCCUUGGAUACCGGCGAGACCACCGCCUGCCGCAUGCGAGGCCCCAGCUCUCUCGAUGGCGCCGACCUCGGCCUCGGCUACUACUAUGCGCCCACUGUCCUCCUCUCGACCGAUCGUGCCGCUAACAGCAUCACCCGCACUACCCUCUGGCGCGAAGAGGCCUUUGGACCCGUCAUCGUCGUCGUCGGCUUCGACUCCGAGGACCAGGCCAUAGCCCUCGCCAAUGACAGCCCCUACGGCCUUGGCGCUGCAGUCUGGACAACCGAUCUGGCCCGUGCGAUGCGUGUCACUGACCGCAUCGAUGCCGGCAUCACCUGGGUCAAUACCCAUCACCGCAACGAUCCUAGCAGCCCCUGGGGCGGCGCCAAGAAGGACAGCGGUGUCGGCAGCGAGAAUGGCGUCGACGCCUAUCACGCCUACACCACCAUGAAGAGCACGGUCAUCAAUUUCGCUUCAACUGAGGAGGCCCUCGCAACCGAGGACUGGUUCGGCGAGAAGGCUGCCCCGGUUCGCUACGGGUAG